AAACAAUCAGCUUAAAAAUGGCUACAAGAAGACUCAUAAAUUACUUGUCCAGUAAGGAAAUACGAGAUUGGCUUAUGAGCACCCAUUUUUGGGGGCCUGUUGCAACUUGGUCAAUUCCUAUAGCUGCUAUUGCCGACACUCAAAAAGACGUUAAUUUGAUCAGUGGAAAAAUGACAUUUGCUUUAUUAAUGUACUCUUCCAUAUUCAUGAGAUUCGCAUGGAAAGUGAAUCCACGUAACCUGCUUCUCCUAUCUUGCCAUUUUACUAACACAUGUGCACAACUUACCCAGGGGACAAGAUAUUUGAAUAAUAAGUAUGGCAAAAAAAAUAUUUAAGUAAUGUUUGUCAAUU
Messenger RNA from Daphnia carinata, 351 nucleotides. RefSeq names its product mitochondrial pyruvate carrier 1-like. Gene Ontology annotation, biological process: pyruvate import into mitochondria. Gene Ontology annotation, cellular component: mitochondrial inner membrane. Lineage: Eukaryota; Metazoa; Arthropoda; Branchiopoda; Diplostraca; Daphniidae. The record is from RefSeq and is a predicted model, not a curated record. The coding region runs from base 18 to 335 and encodes 105 amino acids. The transcript is spliced from 3 exons.